AUGUUUUCAAAAUAUGAUUUUCUGAAGGAUGUCAAUCCUGCCAAGGAGGACUGGAGGAUUACGGUGAAGGUGGUUCGGGCUUGGAAAGUUCCGAACUAUCAAUGUAGAGAUUUUGACGACAAUGUUGAAAUGGUUUUAUUGGAUGAACAGGGUGGUAGGAUCCACGCCACUGUCAAAGGUUCUUUGCCGGUGCGGAAGAAAAUCCAUGAAGGAGAGGGUCACAAGCUGGAAUGCACUUUUUGGGAGCAUUAUGUGGAUGAGGUGCAAUCAUUUUUGGAAAACAGCGACACUCCUCAUAACAUCUUAAUAGUUCAGCUGGGAAGGAUCAAAUAUUUUAGGGGUAAGGUCGGUUUAACCAAUACAAAAUACACAACAAAGAUUGUCAUUGAUUCAAAGGUGCCAGAGAUUGUUGAGUUCAAAAAACGUCUUUCAACUGAUGGUGUGGAAAGUAGUAUGAGGUUGACUCAGUUGUCUACUCAGUCCUCAUAUUCGUUCGAAAAUGAUUUUCUUAAGGAGACUGAAAAGAAGUCUAUCAGUGAUGUUAAGCUUUGUGGUGAGGUUACGACAUGCAUCACGUAUGGGACUAUACAAUCUAUUGAGAGCAAAUACAACUGGUGGUACAAGUCUUGCAAGAAAUGUCCAUUUUCUGUUUGUGAGGAUUUUGAUAAGUGGUACUGUAAGAAUUGCCAAAAAUAUUGGGAUGAUUAUUAUCCAAGAUUUAGUGUUCAGGUCAGAGUUGUGGAUAACACUGAUUCUGCAUCAUUUCUUCUGUUAGAUCGAGACUGUGUUACAUUGUUGGGAAUAUCUGCUGGUGAACCGCGCGAGCGACAUUUUAAGAGGGGUGCGGAUUUGGAUCAAUUUCCAGAAGAACAAAAUGUUUUGAAUGAGAAGUCAAUGCUGUUUAAGAUAAAUGUGAAGCAGAAAGAUCUAAACUCAAUGUUCAUUAAGUCUCUGAUCGAUCCAAAUGAGGAAACAAAUUUUGAUACUGCUCGCGAAAACAAAAUUGUAUCGUCGGAACCUGAAAAGGCUGCGGAUGUUAAGAGUCAGACCUGUGAUAGUGCUGACGUUGGUGAUGUUUCUCUUACUAUGUUGACACCAAUGAUUAAUUCUCAUUGUUCUAUUGCUGGAGAAUUUAAUUUUUCAGCUGUCCGAACUGCGAAAGAAAUAAAGCUUGAAAAGGAGUUACAUAUUUUCUGA
Gastrolobium bilobum is the source of this 1197-nucleotide messenger RNA. RefSeq lists its product as uncharacterized. Gene Ontology annotation, molecular function: DNA binding. Gene Ontology annotation, cellular component: nucleus. The transcript is spliced from 10 exons. Bases 1 to 1197 code for a protein of 398 amino acids. Gene Ontology annotation, biological process: DNA repair; DNA recombination; DNA replication. NCBI's taxonomy places the organism in Eukaryota, Viridiplantae, Streptophyta, Magnoliopsida, Fabales, Fabaceae. The record is from RefSeq and is a predicted model, not a curated record.